AUGGCCCCAACUAUCCUCAUUGCCGGUGCAACCGGGAACACUGGUCGCAGUCUGAUCGAAACCCUACCCGGGUUGCUUCAGAAAAGCAACACACUAUUCAACCACCGAGUGAUCGGUCUGACGCGGUCUUUGGACUCUCCAGUUGCAAAGCAGCUCGCAAAGAUCCCUGGUGUCGAGAUGAUAGAGAAGAAUUGGGUUGACAUCACCGCCGACUGGCUGAGGGAAUACCAUGUCGUCAGGGCCUUCAUCGCAUCGCACAACAACCCAAAUCAGUUUGCCGAGGAGAGCGUCUUCCAUUUGAACGCCCUUCAAGCUCAGGUCGAGUAUGUUGUUCGAAUCUCAACUACUGCCGCAAACGUUCGCCCAGACUGUAAGGCGUACUAUCCGCGCUCCCAUUGGGCAAUUGAGGCUCUGCUGAGCUCGCCCGAAUUCGAAGCUAUAAAGUGGACUUCACUUCAGUCCAAUCUCUUUUUUCAGUUUGUCCUCGCUCCCGCGGUUAAAUACAUUCAAGACUACCGCAAAUCUGGUGUGCAGGGGAAAUUGAGUUUGAUUCUAUCGAAAGAUGCACCCGUGGGCCUUAUUGACCCGAACGACGUUGGGAUUUUUGCUGCUCACCUCUUGGCCCAAGACAACCCAGCUGUGCACGACAAAGCUAAAUAUGUCCUCAAUGGACCGGAAGACAUUACUGGGGCGCAAAUUGUUGAGAUGGUUGAGCAGUAUACCGGUACUAAAGUCAAGGAUGUUGGCUAUGAGGAGAUGCUCCCAUUCACCCAGGCUUAUUACGAGCAUACCUUUGCGAGGACUGGGGAAUCAAAGAACGUUAUUAUGACUAUGAGACAUGCUCCGGAGACAGCAUGGGAUGGAAAAUGCACAGCUUCCACGACUAGCAAGGAAGUAUUUGAGAUUGCCGCACCCAAUCGUACACUGGCUGAUGUUUUGAAGACUAUGCUAGGUGAGGAGUGA
Messenger RNA from Monascus purpureus, 963 nucleotides. The record is from the annotation of a GenBank genome assembly. NCBI's taxonomy places the organism in Eukaryota, Fungi, Ascomycota, Eurotiomycetes, Eurotiales, Aspergillaceae.